Molecule: messenger RNA, 2559 nt
Organism: Dictyostelium purpureum
Lineage: Eukaryota; Evosea; Eumycetozoa; Dictyosteliales; Dictyosteliaceae
Exons: 10
Coding region: 1-2559 (852 amino acids)
Source: RefSeq, a predicted model, not a curated record
AUGAAUCUUAAUGAUUAUAAUGAUUAUAAUGAUUAUAAUGAUUAUAAUGAUUAUAAUGAUUAUAAUGAUUAUAAUGAUUAUGAUGGUGGUAAUGAUGAAUAUUCAAAAAAUUUGGAUUCUACUAUUGAUGAAGUUGAGGAAUUUCAAUAUAUACAAAUAAAAAACCAUAAUGAAUCCAAAAGAAUUAAAGAAAAACCCAAUUUUUAUUCACCUCAUCUUUCAGGAAUAUUAAAAAGGUUUUUAUUGGACUAUGAAUUUUUUAAUGUAAUACCAUUGAAAAAAGAAAUUGAAUUAGAAUCCAAAUUCAAAUUCAAAAUAAAAAAGACUAUUUAUUAUAAUGAUGCAGUCACCUAUAUAAAGAAUAUAAUGAUUUCACCACUCAAAGAUCUUAUUUUACCAUUUUUAAAAAAGAAAACUAUUAAUAGAGAAAUGGUUUACAUUUUCGAAGUAGGAAUAUAUUCAGAUUCAUAUUCAGUAAAUAGAUCAAAAUUAUCAACAAAUAAUAUUGUCAUUUAUCCUUUAAAUUUUCCUAGUUGGUUAUUAAAUAGGUUUUUUAUUAGAGUUGCAACAUUAAAAAAUGAAAGAAUUGUAAGUUAUACAAGCAAAACAAAUUUUCAAAAAGUUUUAGAAGUUGUACUAUCAAAUUUAUUAAAUCAUUCAGAAAAACAGACCAAAUUUAUUGAAGAUGGAAAAACUUUUAUAAUUUCAGUAAAAGAAUUUUUUGGUGAUAACCCAGGUUUAGCACUUUUACUUAAUAUAGCAUAUCACAAUAAAAUAUAUGGUGGUUGUCAAUCAUGUUUACUUCCAAAAUUUGAACAAGGUGAUUUUAAAACAAGUUAUUUAAAAAGACCAAAACUCAAAGAUACCCAAUAUGUAAAGGAAAUCAUUUAUCAAUUAGAAGAAAAAGAAGUAAAAAAUUUUUUUUUAGAUAGAUAUGGUUUAAAAGAAGAAUUGGGUUAUAUUUUUAAAACUAUUAAUACCAAUGGUUAUUCAUUAAUUAAACUUUGUUACUGGCAUAAUGAAUUACUAAAUUACUUGAAAAGAAUGUUAACAGAAUUUUGGAACUUAAUUAAUAUAGAUCAAAAAAAUAUUAUUUUAAAAUGUUUUCAAGUUUUACCAACAAUAGAUGGUGUCGAUAUAAAAGAUUUUGAUUUCAAAAACUUUGUAGGUAAAGAAUUCUCACUGCUUUUAGAAACAUUAACACCUGCACUUACAGAGCUACCACAAUAUAAUAAUAUUUUAAUAGGAAAAUAUAAAAAAUGUUUUUAUUUACAAGCACAAUAUUUGAAACUAUUAUUCAACUCACCCUCAGUAUUCAAAACAGAUGAAGAAAUUUCAAAAUCAAAGUAUAUCAUUGAAUUAAUUGUUCAACAAAGAGAUGAAUACUUUCAAAUUAGAAAGAUAAUUCUAACAAAGAAGUUUGAAAAAGAAAAUAAAAAAAAACUUGAUUAUCAAGUCGAAUUGAAGAAGUUUAUUGAAACUGGUUUCAUUACAUAUCACUCAGCAUUACAUUGUCUCAUUGAAAAAUUAGAAGCUAAUUUAAAUCCUAUUGAUUCUUAUGGUAAUAGUUUAGAAAGUUUUCAUCAACCAACUAAAUCAACAGAACUAAAAAAAUCAAACAAUAUUUCUGCGAGUAAAUCAAUUUUAAGAAAUUCAAAUUUAUUAUUUUUUAUAAAUAUAAAUACUGAAAUGGAAAUUGUGGAGGAUUUUGAAUUCAAAUGUUAUUAUAUUAUUAAAAAAGAGCAAGAUAAAGAUAUUAAAACCAAUAUAUUGCAAUUUUUAAAUUCUAAUACUGAAGAUUUCAAAAACACUAAAAUCGAUCAAGUAUUUUUAGUUAGUGAAGCAAUUCAUAAAGAAGAAAAUUAUAAAAUUGGAGAUUUCGUUUCAGUUAAUACCAUUACUUUCAAUGAAAAAUUGAUGAAGGAUGAAAGAGAAAUAAGUUAUGCAAGAAUACAUGAAAUGAUAUUGGUAAAUAAUAUUGUUUAUUUUAUCGUACAUUAUUGUUUCAUUAACGAAUUUCAUACAUGCAUUGGUAAAGUAAUUUAUCAAGAAUAUGAUCAAUUAAAAUUAAAUGAAAAUGCAAGUGUAGUUGAUUUUGGUAGUGUUUUUAACAAGGUAUACAAGUGGCCAAUUAAAGAAUCAAACAUUUUUACAAAUGAUGAUCCAUCAGAUUUUUCAGAUAUUACCAAAAAUUCUUAUCAAAAAAGUUUAAAAUCAUUAAAAAAUAAUAAUGAAAAUAAUAAUAAUAAUAAUAAUAAUAAUAAUAAUAAUAAUAAUAAUAAUAAUAAUAAUGGUGAUGAUAUCAACAAUACUUUCAACACAGCAUUAAUCAAAUUGAAUCAAAGUAACUCUAUUUCGAAAAUUAUUGAUGGUAAAAUUUUUUCAAAAGAUGAACAAGGAAAUGAUUUUUCUUUUAUAGUUGGUAAAAGAUCAUUAUAUGACAUGUCGUCAAAAACUGUAAUUCAAGAAUUAUCGAGUGACAUUCACGAGGAUGAAAAACAUUGUUAUAUUUUAUUGGAUGAAGAUGAUAUCGAUCAAAGUGAUGACAAUGAUUUUUAA